Ascoidea rubescens DSM 1968 is the source of this 7674-nucleotide messenger RNA. It is a transcript of the gene PRP8, whose product is annotated as U4/U6-U5 snRNP complex subunit PRP8. The transcript has a single exon. Gene Ontology annotation, biological process: mRNA splicing, via spliceosome; spliceosomal tri-snRNP complex assembly. NCBI's taxonomy places the organism in Eukaryota, Fungi, Ascomycota, Saccharomycetes, Ascoideales, Ascoideaceae. Gene Ontology annotation, cellular component: catalytic step 2 spliceosome; U5 snRNP. Bases 210 to 7469 code for a protein of 2419 amino acids. The record is from RefSeq and is a predicted model, not a curated record. Gene Ontology annotation, molecular function: metallopeptidase activity; U5 snRNA binding; protein binding.
UAGGAAUAUGCAGCAACUCGCCGCUUAAAAAAUGAGACCGCUAUCCUGGUUCUUCUAUUGCUUAGUCAGCAUAUGCCAUUUUUUAAAAUUAAAAUUACUUCUUGGAUCUUGCAAUUUUUUGGAAAUAUUAAUAUUCAAUUUACCUGACUUUGUAUUAUAAUUAUAGUAUAAAUAGUUUUUUGGACAUAAAUCAUUGAUUGUCAAUAACAAUGAAUAACUAUCCUCCUCCUCCUCCAUCGCCGCCUCCACCACCUCCUUCACCACCUCCACCACCAUCUCCACCACCAUCUCCUCCUUCAUUACAUCCAAUAUUUCGCGACAGUGAUUUAUUACCACCUCCACCACCACCACCUUUAGAUUCCAUUGAAUCGGACAAAUUUUCUGCUCAAAUAGAUAGUGCUCAUGACACCCAUCCUGUUUUGAAUUUUUAUGAGGAAUUUAAUGAUAUUGAUCUUGAUAAUGAUAAUGAAUUGAUGCAAAGACAAAAAGAAUGGUUUCGAAUCCAGAAAUUAAGAUUCAAACCAAAAGUAUCUUCAAAAAAACGAUUUGGUGGUUUGGUGCACCCAAAAAAAUUUGAAAUGCCUCCUGAACAUUUAAGAAAAAUUAUUUUUGACCAUGGAGAUAUGUCCUCAAAAUUUUUUCAGAAUGAUAAAAGAUCAUUUCUAGGGUCUUUGAAAUACAUGCCUCAUGCAAUUUUAAAACUAUUAGAAAAUAUGCCUCAACCUUGGGAGCAAAUUAAAGAGGUAAAGGUUCUAUAUCAUACUACUGGUGCUAUAACAUUUGUAAAUGAAACUCCGAGAGUUAUUGAACCCGUCUAUAUUGCCCAGUGGGCAACCAUGUGGUUGAUGAUGAGAAGAGAAAAAAGAGAUAGAAGACAUUUCAAAAGAAUGAGAUUUCCACCAUUCGAUGAUGAAGAACCACCUUUAGAUUACAUGGAAAAUAUUGAGGAUUUAGAACCUCUCGAUUCAAUACAGCUAGAACUUGAUAAAAAUGAAGAUAAAAAUGUUUAUGAUUGGCUUUAUGAUUAUAAACCGUUAUUGGAUAGUAAAUACCAUGAAAAUAAUCCCAAAUUGAACUUUAUAAACGGUUCUUCUUAUAAAAAAUGGAAUCUAAAUUUAAAACAAAUGGCUGAUCUUUUAAGAUUGUCAACUCCAUUGUUAUCCGAAAAUAUUGAUAAAAAUUACUUUUUUCUUUUUGACAAAGAAUCAUUUUUCACUGCAAAAGCUUUAAAUAUUGCCAUACCUGGUGGUCCAAAAUUUGAACCGCUAUAUAAAGAUAUUGAACCUGAACUAGAAGACUAUGGUGAAUUUAACUCAAUUGACAGAGUAAUAAUCAGAAUUCCUAUAAAAACUGAAUAUAGAAUAAGUUUUCCUUAUCUUUAUAAUUCUUCAGUGCGAUGUGUCGAAGCUAGUUCUUAUAGUGAACCUAUUAAUUUAUAUAUUAAAAAUGAUAAUCCUGAUAUUCCCACUUUUGAAUUUAAUGAAAGUUUCAAUCCUAUAACACAGAGAAAUUUAGUUACAAAUAAAGAUUUACGAAAAUUUGAGGACUAUGGAUUUGAUCCAAUUACUGGGGAUGACCUUGAUGAUGAUUUUAAAAUUUUGCCAUCAAAAAUAAAACCAUUUUUGGCUUCAGAAAAUUUGGAAAAUGAGAAGGUGAAUAGUGCUAUUCAACUAUGGUGGUCACCUUAUCCUUUUAAUCGUCGAUCAGGCAGAAUGGUCAGAGCGCAAGAUGUCGCGCUAGUCAAGAAAUGGUAUUUGCAACAUCCUCCUCCUGGUUAUCCUGUCAAAGUUAAAGUUUCCUACCAAAAGUUAUUGAAAACUUAUGUGCUUAAUGAAUUGCACAAAAAGAACCCAAAAGUAACAAGGAAUAUUAGAAAAGUAAAAUUAUUAAACUCUCUCAGAAAUACUAAGUUUUUUCAACAAACAUCUAUUGACUGGGUCGAAGCAGGUCUACAGGUCUGCAAACAAGGCCAUAAUAUUUUAAAUUUACUAAUUCACAGAAAGGGUCUAGUUUAUCUUCAUUUAGAUUAUAAUUUUAAUUUAAAACCAACUAAGACAUUGACCACAAAAGAAAGAAAGAGAUCUAGAUUUGGUAAUGCAUUUCAUCUUAUGAGAGAGAUUUUGAAAGUUAUUAAACUUUUAGUAGAUGCUCAAGUUCAAUACAGAUUAGGUAACGUUGACGCCUUUCAAUUAGCCGACGGGAUAUAUUAUAUUUUGAAUCACUUGGGUCAAUUAACUGGUAUCUAUCGUUACAAAUAUAAAGUAAUGCAUCAAAUAAGAUCUUGCAAGGAUUUAAAACAUGUUGUCUAUUACCGAUUUAAUGUUACAAUUGGGAAAGGUCCUGGGUGUGGUUUUUGGCAGCCUGCUUGGAGAGUUUGGAUAUUUUUCUUAAGAGGUAUAAUUCCCUUAUUAGAAAGAUGGCUAGGGAAUUUGUUAGCUAGACAAUUUGAAGGUAGACAUUCGAAAGAAGUUACCAAAACUAUCACUAAGCAAAGAGUUGAUUCGUAUUAUGAUCUCGAAUUAAGAGAUGCUGUUAUGCAUGAUAUAUUAGAUAUGAUACCCGAAGGAAUAAGACAGUCUAAAGCUAAAACAAUUCUUGCUCAUUUGAGUGAGGCCUGGAGAUGUUGGAAGGCAAAUUUGCCAUAUAAAGUUCCAGGGUUGCCUGGUCCUAUACAACAAAUAAUUAAUCGUUAUAUUAAAGCCAAAGCAGAUGGCUGGAUUUCCGUUGCACAUUAUAAUAGAAAAAGAAUAAGAAGUGGCACUAAUAUUGAAAAAACUGUUGCAAAAAAGAAUCUUGGUAGAUUGACCAGGUUAUGGCUAAAAAACGAACAAAAUCGUCAAAUAAGUUUUCAAAAAGAUGGACCUUACAUAUCAACGGAUGAAGCUAUCACAAUACAUUCUCUCAUGGUUCAGUGGCUAGAAGAUAGAAAAUUUCAACCAGUUCCGUUUCCUCCACUAAGUUAUAAGUAUGAUACAAAAUUACUCGUGCUAGCAUUAGAUAAUUUAAAGGAAGGGUUCGGAUCCAAAGGACGAUUAAAUGCGAGUCAGAGGGAAGAAUUAGCUUUGUUAGAACAGGCAUAUGAUAACCCACAUGAUUGUCUUAACAGAAUAAAGAGGUUUAUUUUGACUCAAAGAGUAUUUAAAGAUGUGAACCUUGAUAUGAUGGAUUAUUAUGAUUAUAUUCAACCAACAUAUGAAAUUGAUCCUUUAGAAAAAAUAACAGAUGCCUAUUUAGAUCAGUAUCUAUGGUUUGAGGCUGAUCGUAGACAAUUAUUUCCUAGUUGGAUAAAACCUUCAGAUUCAGAAAUCCCCCCUUUGAUGACGUAUAAGUGGUGUCAGACUAUUAACAAUCUAGAAGAUGUUUGGGACACUUCUAAAGGUCAGUGUAAUGUUAUGUUGCAAACAACUCUAAAUAAGAUUGCAGAGAAGAUAGAUUUUACAUUACUUAAUAGACUAUUACGAUUAAUAAUCGAUCCCAAUAUCGCUGACUAUGUCACUGCCAAAUAUAAUGUUUCUAUUAAUUACAAAGAUAUGAGUCAUGUUAACACUUAUGGAAUUAUAAAAGGCUUAAAAUUCUCAUCAUUUGUAUUUCAGUUUUAUGGGUUGAUAAUUGAUUUGUUACUUCUUGGUCCAGAAAGAGCUGCUGAACUAGCAAAUAAUGAAACUAACGAUGAGCAUCCAAUUAAACUCUAUUGUCGUUACAUUGAUAAGAUAUACAUGUUUUUUAGGUUUGAAAAUGAAGAUGCUGAUGAUUUGAUUAAAGAUUUUCUUUCGGAGAAUCCUGAUCCAAAUUUUGAGAAUGUUAUUAAUUAUAAUAAUCGUCGUUGUUGGCCUAGGGAUCAGAGAAUGAGAUUAAUGCGUCAUGAUGUUAAUCUUGCUAAAGCUGUUUUCUGGCAAAUUAGUUAUCGUGUUCCAAUGUCGUUAACAUCCUUAGAAUGGGAUUCUGAUGAUACUUUUGUGUCCGUUUAUAGUAAGGAUAAUCCCAAUUUGUUGUUUACGAUGUGUGGCUUUGAAGUUAGAAUAUUGCCAAAAUGCCGAUUAAAUGAAGAUUCUUCUGUUAAAGAGGGAACUUGGAAACUUAUUAAUCAAGAAACAAAAGAAAGGACAGCAAUAGCCUAUCUCCAAGUAUCACAGGAACAAGUGAAAAAGUUUAAUAACCGUAUCAGACAAAUUUUGAUGUCUUCUGGGUCGACUACAUUUACAAAGAUAGCAGGUAAAUGGAAUACGGCGUUAAUUGCAUUGUUUUCAUAUUUUAGAGAAGCUGUUAUAUCAACUGAAUCAUUGCUUGAUUCUUUAGUUAAAUGUGAAACAAAAAUUCAAACAAAAGUUAAAAUGGGAUUAAAUUCAAAGAUGCCUACUCGUUUCCCUCCUGCUGUAUUUUAUACUCCAAAGGAAUUGGGAGGUCUUGGAAUGCUAAGUGCAUCUCAUAUUUUAAUCCCUGCUUCUGAUUUAAGAUGGUCUCAACAAACAGACACAGGAAUUACACAUUUUCGUUCAGGUAUGACACAUCAAGAUGAAAAAAUAAUCCCAACAAUACAUAGAUAUAUUUUAUCUUGGGAAGAGGAAUUUACUGAUUCUCAGAGAGUUUGGGCAGAAUAUGCAAUCAAAAGAAAAGAAGCAAUCCAGCAAAACCGUCGUCUUGCUUUUGAGGAUAUGGAAGAUAAUUGGGACCGAGGUAUUCCAAGAAUAAGUACAUUGUUUCAAAAGGAUCGACACACACUUGCUUAUGACAAAGGUCAUCGUAUUCGAACAAUUUUCAAACAAUAUUCAAUGACAUUAUACAAUUCGUUUUGGUGGACAAGUAAUUUUCAUGAUGGUAAAUUAUGGAAUUUAAAUGCAUAUCGUACGGAUGUUAUUCAGGCUCUUGGUGGUAUUGAAACUAUUUUAGAACAUACUCUAUUUAAAGCAACUGGGUUUGAUUCUUGGGAAGGCUUAUUUUGGGAAAAAGCUUCUGGUUUUGAAGAUUCAUUAAAGUUUAAAAAAUUAACAAAUGCCCAAAGAUCCGGUUUGAGUCAAAUACCUAACCGUCGUUUUACGUUAUGGUGGUCUCCAACAAUUAAUCGUGCAGAUGUUUAUGUCGGUUUUUUGGUGCAGUUAGAUUUAACUGGGAUAUUUCUUCAUGGGAAAAUACCCACUUUAAAAAUUUCAUUAAUUCAAAUUUUCCGUGCUCAUUUAUGGCAAAAAAUUCAUGAAAGUGUUGUUUUUGAUAUUGCACAAGUUUUUGAUCAGGAAUCUGAACAAUUACAAAUUGAUUCUGUUCAAAAAGAGGCGAUCCAUCCUCGUAAAUCGUAUAAGAUGAAUUCAUCAUGUGCAGAUAUAUCAUUGGCUAGUUCAUACAAAUGGUCAGUGAGCAGACCAUCAUUGUUGUAUGAUAGAAGUAAUGAGUUUAAUGCAACUACGACCGAAAAAUACUGGAUUGAUAUUCAAUUGCGUUAUGGAGAUUAUGAUUCGCAUGAUAUUUCUCGAUAUGUCCGAUCUAAAUUUCUUAGUUAUACUACGGAGGCUUCAAAUUUAUAUCCCUCGCCAACAGGUGUUAUGAUUGCUAUUGAUCUUGCUUAUAAUAUGUAUGAUGCAUAUGGGAAUUGGUUUCCAGGUUCCAAACAAUUGGUGCAAAAUGCGAUGAGAACUAUAAUGAAAGCCAAUCCAGCGUUAUAUGUUUUGCGAGAAAGAAUUCGUAAAGGGUUGCAUUUAUAUCAGUCUCAGCCACAAGAAGCAUUUUUGAAUUCUACAAAUUAUUCCGAGUUGUUUGGAAAUGACACGCAAUUUUUCAUUGAUGAUACAAAUGUUUAUCGUGUUAUUGUGCAUAAAACGUUUGAAGGUAAUAUUGCUACAAAGCCUAUAAAUGGAGCAGUAUUUAUAUUUAAUCCUAAGACAGGAGAGUUGUUUUUAAAGAUUAUUCAUGCAAGUGUGUUUGCUGGACAAAAGAGAUUGGGGCAAUUAUCAAAAUGGAAAACGGCAGAAGAAGUGACAGCGUUGAUCCGAUCGCUUCCAAAAGAAGAACAACCAAAACAAUUGAUUUUGACAAGAAAGGGAUUGAUGGAUCCAUUGGAAAACCAUAUGUUUGAUUUUCCAAAUAUUCGAAUUCGGUUAUCAGAGUUGCAGUUGCCAUUUCAAGCAGCAAUGAAAAUUGAAAAGUUGGCGGAUAUCAUUUUAAAAGCCAAUGAGCCCAAAAUGGUGUUAUUCAAUCUCUAUGAUUCUUGGUUGAAAACGAUAUCCUCCUACACAGCAUUUUCUCGUCUUUUAUUGAUCUUAAGGGCGCUUCAUAUUAAUCAAGAAAAGGCCAAAUUAAUCUUGGUGCCUGACAGCAGUGUUGUUGUUGAAGAACAUCAUAUUUGGCCCACAUACAAUGAUAAAGAGUGGUGCGAGAUUGAAAUUAAAUUGAGAGAUUUGAUUCUUAAUGAUUACGGGAAGAAAAGUAAUGUUGAUAUCAAAUCGUUAACACAGUCUGAGAUUCGGGAUUUAAUAUUGGGACAAAAUAUUAAAGCGCCAUCAGCCAAGAGACAGCAAAUCGCUAAGAUUGAAGAACAAAAUGGAGAAACUUUGAAUAGUGAGGAACCAUCACAGCUAACAGCAAUGACGACCAAAACUACGAAUGUUCAUGGAGAAGAAAUUGUUACAGUAACAACUAGUAAUUAUGGACAAAAGACCUUUUCAUCCAAGACGGAAUGGAGAAACCGGGCUAUUUCGACAACAAGUUUACAUUUGCGUGCUAAGCACAUUUAUGUCAACUCGGAUGAAAUUCUUGAUGAUGAUAGUUAUACCUAUGUCUUGCCUAAAAACUUGUUGAAAAAGCUUAUUUUGAUAUCAGACUUGCGGACCCAGGUUGGAGGAUUCUUGUAUGGAAAAUCACCAAAAGAUUUUGAGAAAGUAAAAGAGAUCAAGUGCAUUGCUUUAGUUCCCCAACUAGGAAACCUCAACUCGAUUGAAUUUCCGAAAAAGCUACCCAGUGAGGAAUUUCUCAAGAAAAACAAGCUCGAACCAUUGGGAUGGAUACACACACAGUCUCAAAUUCCACAGAUGAUGAGUGCGAUGGACAUAAUGACCCAGUCGGGGAUAAUGAGGGAGAACCCUGAGCUGUGGGAGGCUUCCAAGGUGAUUGAUUUGACGGUGUCGUUCACACCAGGCUCUGUGACUUUAGCAGCGUACAACUUGAGCGAGAAGGGACGCCAAUGGGGGUUGAGCAACAGGGACUUGAGCUCCAGUGAGCCCCAGGGGUUCUUGCCGACGUUUGGAAAGAAGUCGCAGUUGAUUCUCUCAGACAAGAUGAUGGGCUUUUUCAUGGUGCCAGACACAGAUGUGUGGAACUACUCGUUCAUGGGCAUUGAGUGGAACGCCGCCGACGACUACGAGUUGAAGGUGGACAUCCCGCUUCCCUUCUACCACGAGCUGCACCGCCCCAUCCACUUCAGCAACUUCAACGAGCUCGAGAACGAUGAGCUUGAGGUGGACCAGCAGGACGUGUUUGCGUAACGCCAAGCGCCAACUGCCACAAACCAAGCUCGAAAACCAUGCUCCAGGCUCCCAGCGCAAAGCACCGCGCUCCGGUGUCGUGUCGCACACGAGCACCAAGGGAGUACCGAGGGAGCGCUCAUUUCCGGACAGUGCGCUGUCUGGCACUGCCGGUUGGUCACAUGAUGCAAUCUUUUUAGGUGCUUUUUUACCACUGUUAGGCUUU